AAAGCCUCAAAAUUGAUUCAGUAAGCAAUCUGAGACCCGUGUUUGGACAACAAACCAAACAAUCCUUUGAAAUGCCAGCAAAUUUCCUUAUUUUAUGAGUUAAAAUUUUCAUUUUGCAUGGGAUCACUAGCUUAGGACAAUACCCACCUGUGUUUCCUAAGAGCCAACCAAUGGAGCAAGUUUCUUCCUCCCCUUGUGAAUUGCCACUUCUCAAUGAUAUUACCAGUAUAGCUGAGGAUGGAUAUACAGACCUCCAUGGAAAGCCUGUCAGCAGAUUUCUCACAGGAGGAUGGAAAGCAUCCCUUUUCAUCAUUACUGUUGAAAUUGCAGAGAGAUUUGCUUACUGUGGCAUUUCUUCCAACUUGAUCACGUAUCUCACAACUGUCAUGCAACAGAGCACUCCUACUGCUGCCAAAAAUGUUAAUCUCUGGUCGUCUGCUGCAUCCAUGUUUCCUCUCAUUGGAGCAUUUGUUGCAGAUUCCCUUUUGGGUCGUUACUGGACUAUUUUUCUGUCAUCUCUUAUUUAUGUGCUGGGUUUAUUCUGUUUAACUUUGUCAGCUUCUUUGACGUUCCUUAACCCAUACUCAUGCAAGGAAAGAUCAAUUUUUUGCACCAAACCUUCAGCGUUUCAGGUGAGGUUUUUCUUUGUUUCCCUAUACAUGGUUGCUCUGGGUGAAGGAGGUCACAGACCUUGUGUAGAAGCAUUUGGUGCAGAUCAAUUUGAUGAAGGAAACCCAACAGAGAGGAAGUAUAAGAGUUCAUUCUUCAAUUGGUGGUAUUUCGGUAUAUGCACUGGCUCAAUUUCAGCUGUUUCCGUGCUUGUGUACAUUCAAGAAAAUGUUGGGUGGGGUUGGGGUUUUGGCAUUCCAACUAUGGCCAUGGGAAUAGCAUUCUCUGUUUUCUUUUGUGGGACAAGUAUGUACCGGCAUAAACUGCCUUCCACCAGUCCAGUAACUCGAAUUGCCCAAGUUUUUGUUGCAGCUAUUCGCAAGUGGAAUGUCUCUGUGAAUAUCUCUUCUCAUGGAGAAGAAAAAUUGUACGUUACUCAAGAAUUUUGCAAGGGUGAAACAAGAAAGCUUAUGCCCACAAAUCAAUUCAGGCUUCUUGACAAAGCAACAGUUGCAAUUGGUUUAGACUAUGAACAUAAAACAAACAUUAAUUGGAGGCUAUGCACUGUUACACAGGUUGAAGAGGUGAAACUUGUUUUAAGGUUACUACCCAUUUGGGUGGCUUGUUUAAUGUAUGGGAUAGUUUUUCAACAACCUUCAACAUUUUUCACAAAACAGGGUGCCACAAUGAAUAGGAAGAUCAGUGGAAAUAUUGAAAUUCCUGCAGCAACCUUGCAAAUGUUUAUCAGCCUGACUAUUCUUGUGCUUGUGCCCAUGUAUGAUAAAAUCUUUGUUCCACUUGCCAGAAGUAUAACUGGAAAUGAGCGUGGCAUAACAUUGCUUCAGAGAAUAGGUGUUGGUAUAUUCUUCUCUGUUAUUGCCAUGAUUGUUGCAGCAUUGAUAGAAAUGAAAAGGCUCCAGACUGCAAAGGAAUAUGGAUUGGUAGACUUGCCCCAUGCAACAAUUCCCUUGAGCAUUUUUUGGAUGCUUCCACAGUAUAUUCUGUUUGGCAUGUCUGAAAUGUUUGCAAUGAUAGGCUUGCAAGAGUACUUUUAUGAUCAGAUGCCUGACACAAUGAGAAGCUUAGGAAUUGCUAUGUAUUUGAGUGUAUUUGGAGUUGGCAGUUUUUUUAGCAGUAUUCUUAUUUCUCUUAUUGAGAAAGUAAGUAGCACAGGCAAUAAGCAAAACUGGUUUGCAGACAACCUAAACAAAGCACAUUUGGACUACUUCUACUGGCUUUUGGCUGCAUUGAAUGCAUUAUUUCUAUGCAUCUAUCUUGCUUUUUCCAGUUGCUUCAUUUACAAGAAAGUAGAGAGCCAUGAUGAAGAGAUAUCCUGAUCAUCAAGCACCUUGCCCUGUGUCAUUCUAUGAUGACCUUAUCAACCCUAGUCAGAUGUAGCAUGUAUGUUGUUUAUGCAACAUACACCUGGAAAUAUUCUAGUAUGUGCCAAUCUAUUUCUUUGGAACAUGAAGUCACUAUGAUGUAGAAUAUCAAGACUUUUUUCCCCUUCUAUUUCAAAAAUGUAGUCCUCUGGACAAAGUAUAUCUUCCAUGAUUCUAAAUUAGCCUUAUUUUCUGUACUAAUCCUUGAAUAUGAGAAAAGAAGGGGAUCUUAUUCAGGUUCUUCA
Molecule: messenger RNA, 2236 nt
Organism: Cryptomeria japonica (Japanese cedar)
Lineage: Eukaryota; Viridiplantae; Streptophyta; Pinopsida; Cupressales; Cupressaceae
Product: protein NRT1/ PTR FAMILY 5.10
Exons: 3
Coding region: 171-1946 (591 amino acids)
Biological process (GO): dipeptide transport; transmembrane transport
Cellular component (GO): membrane
Molecular function (GO): tripeptide transmembrane transporter activity; dipeptide transmembrane transporter activity
Source: RefSeq, a predicted model, not a curated record